This is a messenger RNA of Cuscuta epithymum, 1560 nucleotides long. Lineage: Eukaryota; Viridiplantae; Streptophyta; Magnoliopsida; Solanales; Convolvulaceae. The record is from the annotation of a GenBank genome assembly.
AAUUUCCCAGUUCCUACCAAUCUACUCGUUCAGAGAAACAGAGAGUAAAACAGCUUAAAGGUCUUGAAGUGUCCGGAGUGAUAUUACACUGAUAUCCUGGCGGUCAAGGAAGAGGGCGAGCCCGUAUCAGCUAUCGAGACAGAGCUAAGUCCAGCUAGCUGAACUUCAAUGGCUUAUCUGCUCAACACCUGUCCGCCGAUGGCAUUCUCUAAUAUCAAAUCUUACCCAGUCCUAACUCCGCACCUUUCAUCUCAAAUCUCUCGGUUUUCUUCAAGGAGGAGGCUUUUGGUAAGGGCAGCUGAGACUGAGAGUGAAGUUAAACUUAAUGUAUCAGAUAAGGCACCUCCUGCUAGUGAUUCCGGCAUUAAUCAAAUUCUUGGUAUCAAAGGUGCGAAGCAAGAAAAGGACAAAUGGAAGAUUCGUGUUCAGCUAACAAAGCCUGUUACCUGGCCUCCCCUUGUCUGGGGAGUGGUCUGUGGGGCUGCUGCUUCAGGGAAUUUCCACUGGACUCCUGACGAUGUAGCCAAAUCAGUUGUUUGCAUGCUAAUGUCUGGCCCUUUCCUUACGGGCUAUACACAGACACUUAAUGACUGGUAUGAUAGAGAAAUUGAUGCUAUUAAUGAGCCCUACCGUCCAAUUCCAUCUGGGGCAAUAUCUGAGAAUGAGGUUAUCACACAAAUAUGGGUGCUGCUUUUAGGAGGCCUUGGAUUGGCUGGUUUAUUGGACAUAUGGGCUGGACAUAACUUUCCAACUAUAUUUUAUCUUGCUCUUGGUGGAUCUGUGCUGUCUUAUAUAUACUCGGCUCCACCAUUGAAGCUCAAGCAAAACGGAUGGAUUGGAAACUUUGCUUUAGGGUCGAGCUACAUCAGUUUGCCCUGGUGGGCUGCUCAAGCUUUGUUUGGGACCCUUACACCUGACACAGUUGUUCUUACACUCUUGUAUAGCAUUGCGGGGCUGGGCAUUGCAAUCGUGAAUGACUUCAAGAGCAUUGAAGGAGAUAGGGCCAUGGGACUUCAGUCAAUUCCUGUAGCUUUUGGGUCUGAAGCUGCUAAAUGGAUUUGUGUUGGUGCCAUCGACAUAACACAAUUAUCUGUGGCAGGCUAUCUUCUUGAAAUUGAGAAGCCAUAUUAUGCAUUAGCCCUUCUUGGUCUAACAGUACCACAAAUAUUUUUCCAGUUCAAAUACUUGCUAAAAGAUCCUAUUAAAUACGAUGUAAAGUAUCAGGCGAGUGCACAACCAUUUCUUGUACUUGGUCUCUUAGUAACCGCAUUAGCAAAAAGUCAUUGAUCUUCAUGUAGAGAUGAGCUCCUUGGUCAACUUAAUGGUUUUGGUGCAGCAAAUUAGGGCUAGUUUUCUUCAUAGAUUUUUGUCGCUAUUGGUUAAGAUCUAAUUUCAUUCAUGCAGUUUACAUUUGUUGUGUAUAAAGUAGAAGUUGUAAAUGGAUGUAGCUUGUGAACUUAUGGGGCAUAUAUUAUAGUUUGAAGAUGUGGAUUUUGAAACAAAUGCACAAAUGCACAAUAUUCAGAGGGCAACGGUUAAUGAGCAUUAUUUCAGUUUAAA